AUGACAACCACUGGCAGAUUCGAUGCCUGUGUGACGUCUUAUGAGAUGGUUAUCAAGGAGAAGAAUCACUUGCGGAAGUUUCAUUGGCGGUACAUUAUAAUCGACGAAGCCCACCGCAUCAAGAAUGAGAACUCUCUCCUCUCCAAGGUGGUCCGGCUGCUGAGGACCAACUACAGGCUGCUGAUCACGGGCACCCCACUGCAGAACAACUUGCACGAGCUGUGGGCGCUGCUGAACUUCCUGCUGCCCGAGGUGUUUGCUUCGGCUGAGCGCUUUGAGGAGUGGUUCAACAUCGGCGAAGGGGGCCAGGAGAAGGAGGCAGAGGUGGUGCAGCAGCUGCACAAGGUGCUUCGGCCGUUCCUGCUGCGCAGGGUGAAGUCAGACGUGGAGCGCGGCCUGCCACCCAAGAAGGAGGCCAUCCUGAAGAUCGGCAUGUCCCAGAUGCAGCGCAAGUGGUACGCCGCCCUGCUGCAGAAAGACAUCGAUGCCCUCAACGGUGGGGUUGACAGGUCAAGGCUGCUCAACAUUGUGAUGCAGUUGCGCAAGUGCUGCAACCACCCCUACCUCUUCAAGGGCGCUGAGCCUGGGCCCCCCUACACUACUGAUGAGCACCUCAUAGAGAACUCAGGCAAAAUGGUCCUCCUUGACAAGCUGCUGCCCAAGCUCAAGGCUCGUGGCUCCCGCGUACUUGUCUUCUCCCAGAUGACUCGCGUCCUUGACAUCCUUGAAGACUACUGCCUGUUCCGUGGCCACGUGUACUGUCGGAUAGAUGGCAACACCAGUGGCGACGAUCGGGAGGCAGCCAUCGACGAGUUCAAUCGGGAGGGCACCGACACAUUCAUCUUUCUGCUGUCGACACGAGCCGGGGGGCUGGGGAUCAAUCUGGCAACAGCAGACGUGGUGGUGCUGUAUGACAGUGACUGGAACCCACAGAUGGACCUGCAGGCGAUGGACAGGGCACACAGAAUCGGCCAGAAGAGGGAGGUGCAGGUUCUGAGGUUCUGCAUAGAGAACUCCAUCGAGGAGAAGGUGAUAGAGAAGGCAUACAAGAAACUGCGGUUGGAUGCAUUGGUUAUCCAACAGGGUCGCCUCACGGAAACCAACAAGAACAAGGUCAGCAAAGAGGACCUGCUGUCCAUGGUUCGCUAUGGUGCUGAGCUCGUCUUCAAGUCUGAGGCAGGCAGCAUCACCGAUGCAGACAUCGAUGCGAUCAUCGCAAAGGGCGAGCGGGACACCAAGGAGCUGAACGAAAAGAUGUCAGAGUUCUCUGAGAAUGCCAUGAAGUUCACCCUGGAUGGCGGGCUGUCCGCAUAUGACUACAUAGGUGAGGAGGAGGCUGAGAACAAUGUGGAGCUGGACCUCAAGCAGCUGAUCGGCAGGAAUUGGAUCGACCCCCCCAAACGGGACCGCAAGCGGGUGAUGAACUACUCAGAGAGCGAGUACUACAAGCAGGCCAUGAUGAAGAGCAAGCCUGAGAGGGCCAGUGGCCCGCGGUUGCCAAAGCUACCCAACCUGCAGGACUUUCAGUUCUUUGACGUGGCGAGGCUGACAGAGCUGUUUGAGCAAGAGAAUGCCUAUGAGGUGUUCAAGUACAGGCAGAAGCAGAAAGAGGAGCAGGCCAGAGGGCAAGGGGCCACAGAGGAGGCAGUGCAGGCCCUGUUGAAGCCCGAACCCUAUGAACCCCAGCCCCUGUCUAAGGAGGAAAUUGAGGAGAAGGACAGGCUACUGGAGUCAGGUUUCACAAACUGGAAUCGCCGCGAUUUCAACGCCUUUGUCCGGUCCUGCGAAAAAUAUGGGCGGAAUGACAUUGAGAACGUGGCAAAGGAAAUCGAGGGCAAGACUCUGGAAGAGGUGAAGGAGUAUUCAGAAGUGUUUUGGAGGAGGGUAAAGGAGCUGAAUGAGUGGGAGCGGAUUGUGAAGAACAUAGAGCGUGGAGAGCAGAAGAUAAGGAGGCAGGCUGACAUCAUGAAGGCGCUGGCUGCCAAACUGGACAGGUAUAAGAACCCAUGGCUGGAGCUCAAAAUCCAGUAUGGCGCCAACAAGGGCAAAGCCUAUACGGAGGAGGAGGACCGAUUCAUCGUGUGCAUGAUCAACCAGCUGGGCUAUGGAGCAUGGGAUGAGCUCAAGUCUGAGCUGCGCAAGAACUGGCGCUUCCGGUUUGACUGGUUUUUCAAGAGCCGAACGCCACAGGAGCUGGCACGGCGCUGUGACACGCUCAUACGUCUCAUUGAGCGCGAGAACGAGGAGCUGGAGGCGGCGGAACGGGAGGAGAGGAAGAAAGCGAGCAGCAAGCGGGGGGGAAGCUCCAGGGGUGGCAGCGACAGCAUGGGCAGUUCCAAGAAGCGAAGAGUGCAGGGCAGCAUGGGAGGGUCUGCAAAGAAACCAAAAUAA
Molecule: messenger RNA, 2391 nt
Organism: Ostreobium quekettii
Lineage: Eukaryota; Viridiplantae; Chlorophyta; Ulvophyceae; Bryopsidales; Ostreobiaceae
Source: the annotation of a GenBank genome assembly